ACGCUACCCCCCUUCUUGUCGUUCGCGUCGCCAGAGAAAGAGAUUCUCCUUCCUCAGAGACUUUAUCGGUCCGGAGGGUGGUCGCAUUGUUCCGUGAAUGUAAACGCGCCAGCAGCAUCCACGGGGGGCAUCACGGCGCGGAUCCUGUCCCGAAUCAGUUGAUCUUGCUCGAUCGUACGGUCGUUUAUGCGUACGGCGGUCCAUCGGCUGUGCUCCGACGACGGUGCGUCGUACGUUGCAUUAUGUUCGCGCACGACGCGGACGGUGCGCGCGUCGCGCCCCGCUGCUAAGAUAUGCUCGUUGACGGCGUACUCGCGACCGGACGAUGGUGAUGCUCGUCGACGCGGUACCGUAUUCGAGGUAGAGAGGAUACACGUGGUGAGUCGCGGGCAGCCGAAACCAGCAAGAUGUCUUGGAUGUCGGGAUGCUUCCCAUGGUCGGAGAGUAUCAAGAAGAGGGCCAGCAGAUACCUGCUGCAACGUUACCUCGGCCAGUUCCUGGAAGAGAAGCUGACGUUGGAUCAGCUAAACAUCGACCUGUACAAUGGCACCGGUCGUGUCACCAACGUCAGUCUCGAUGUGGGGGCGCUCAACGAAUUGGGGGAACAGCAGCAGCUCCCGCUGAAAUUCAUGGACGGUUUCAUUACGGAAGUGUCCAUAAGCAUCCCAUGGGCGGCACUGCUCAGGGAGGCGAGCUAUGUGGAGGUGAAGAGUCUCAGGCUCACGGUGCAGCCGCGACAGAGAUCCGACACAGGCACGUCGAUGUUCGAGUCCAUGUGGAGUUCGAUGACGUCGAGUAUGCAACUGGCGCAGGAGUGUCUGCAACAGGACCCGACCAACGCGACCAACACCCAGCCUUUGGAGGCGGUGGAGAUGUUCGCGCAGACGAUAGAUUCGAUUUUGUCCAAAGUGAAAGUGAGGUUCACAGAUACUGUGAUACGCCUGCAGCACCUCCCUCAGGACUCGUCCACGGGAGUGGCGAUAGAAAUGUACAUAAAGACUCUCGAAUAUACGGACGAGGCUGGAUUGGAUCCCAGUAGCACGUCCUUGGAUUGCAAGGAGUCCGCAAAAACGUACAUCAUCUCGGCGUUCACCACCAAGCGGUUUUACCUGGACGGAGUGAACUUCCACACCGACGAGUUUCCUUCGCACACGAGAACACUGUCCAAGAGUAUGGCGGAAAGCACGUGCUCCACGCCUGAUUCUAAAAACUCGGACAGUCUGUUUUCUUCCGCGCUAAUGUCUCCUACGCAGAACGCGCCGCACACUCCGCCGGAGGGAAAUACCGCUAAUAAUGCGAGCGAGUCGAAUCCUAUCAUGUUUGCCAAGCUGGCGGGUAGACAAGAAGUGAGAUUAAAGAUAAAGCAAGAGGAAGGAGUAUCGGGACCAAAGGUGGAACUGGAAAUUAACUUGGGAUCUCUCACUCUGUUCCUGAGCCCCAGGCAACUUCACGUCCUGUUGGAAUUAGCGCACGGCCUAGCGUCCCCGGGUCGAGAAGACGUCAGUAACGUCGUGCCGAGGAGCUUCAUGGAAAAACCUAUGGCCGGCAGCGACUUUAGUCGCAUAGAACACGAACUCAUCCAUCAAACUUAUCCCUCACCGGACUUGAGAAGCACGGAUUUACGGUACACUCAAGGAUGGUCCACGGACCCUGUGGACGAGUCUGACAACGAAGACGAAUUCUUACCGAUGCAACUGCCGGGCUCGAUGAGCGGCUCAAUGAUGAGCAACAAUAUCAGUAUGGAGGGCAGCAUAUCCACCAGCAGCGUCAGCUCGAAGAGCUCAACGACGAAUCUGUCCAAGCAGAACAAGCACAGGUACAAUGCGGACAACGACACUUCGGCGGAGACAUCUCAAUUUCACAUGAGAAUGUCCUCGGUCGCUCUGGUUCUGUUGCACGAGGAUAUACUGACACCGUGCGUGGAGGGACGGUUCACGGUCGGUCUCACCUCCAGUAGCAUCAAGCAGAUGGGGAGUAUCGCGAAGGAAUUCUUCAAGCAACUGGGAAUGUUCGCGACAGGGGGCUACGGAAGCAAAGAUUUCGACAAAGUGUCGAAAUUGCUCGUCGACGCCUGUCGGCUCAGUCAUAUCAGAUUACUAGCCGCGCCACUAGUCGUCGAGGGAAACGAGAAGACUACCAGUCAGUUCUCCACGAUAUCGGGAAACUUGACUUUAGCUUGUUUGGAAGUUGUCGAGUGCCUGGUCGACUCCACCAAUCCCGGUUCGUACGGAACGCCGACGAUGGAAUUCGUCGAACUGCUCGGAUUUUCGAAGGAGAACGCGAGCGAACUUGGCUUUUCCAAUAAGACGGACUUUAGAAUGAGAUUCAAGUACACGGAGAAGGCUGUCCGGCACGCUCAUUCGACGCGAUUUACACACCCACGCACAGAGAUCGACAUUCAGCUGGAACCAUGCAGGAGCGAAGUGGACAUGACGAUUAUAGAUAGGAUAUCUGCUGUACUGAAUCCGCAGCCGAUAUGCAAUCCUGUAGUGAAUACCAGAGAUGUGAAUCAGCAAACGUCCUUCGAUCAGGCUGUGGACAGCACAACACUCCCAGACUCGAGGGUGGACGUGAAGAUAUCUUCCUCGUCGUGCACGGUUAAACUAAGGUUUCCCGUGCCGGAUCUAAGACCGCUGCACGAUAUGAAUCGCGCUCCGUGGUGGAAGAGAUCGGUGAGGCCCGACUACAUAAUACUGCAGAUGACGGACGCACAAAUUCGCUUCGGCACGGAGAGCCGGUCGCACUGUCUGGCGAGGUACGAGUUGCAGUGUCGCCGAUUGUCUCUUUCGUACGUGGAGACCGAAGGGGACGCUCCGCUGGAGAUCGGUCGAGUGACGGCCGACGAGAAGAGCGACGCUUCGUAUCAGCAGGUGAGCGAGGGCUUCGGCUGGGCGAGAGUGGUGAUCACGACGUAUCCGCGGCGUCUCGGCGCACAAUUGGAGGACAGCUCCGAGGGAGAGCCCGACUCGAGUUUGGACGAGAGCCUGGAGAAAACGCCGAAACACGAGCCUUCCCCGUUUAGCUCGAAGCGCGUCAUUCGCGAGUCCGACACGCCUCACUCGAGGUCUCACGAGCAGACGGAGAAGCAGAGCGAAGGCGAGGAGCUGAUAAUCCCCGGCAAUCGGCAGGAGAUGUUGGAAUUCAUGGAGGAAGGCACACGCGACUCCAGGCUGCAGCUGGACAUCAGUCUACCGUGCGUUUCCCUGCAGAUACCGUCGAAACGCGUUUACGAGCUGCUGUACAACCGAUUCAACACCGAUCUCUUCCUGUGGGAGCCGUCGGCGCCGAAACCCAGAUGCAUGUCGGAGACUCACGUCGGCCUCGACCUGGCGUCGACCCUCUUACCGGAGUCCGGCUCACUGCCCAGAUUCCGGAUGUGCAAGAGCGGCGUUCAGUGCUCGGACUCGGACUCGGACGACGAGGACGCGUUUCACUCGACGGAGGACUACUACAAAGAGCGGACGUCGAGGAAUCCGAUGGAGGCGCAGAGCAGGGUGGCGGUGACCGUGAACAUAAACCAGGGUCUGCUGGCGAUGCGGACGCCGGUGCGCGAUUCCACGCGCAACGUCAUCCCGAUGCAGCACGGCGAGGUGGUGGUGCGGCUGGAGGACGCGACGAUAUUCUCGGUGACGGGGUUUCGCGGCGACGACGAUCUCGGCUACAUGUGCGGCAUGGCGAGGAAGGUGCGGCUGAACCACUGCGGCCUAGCGAGCAGCUCGUCGCAGACGGCGGCCUUGCGAUCGGUGAACAGCGCGACGCCGCACUGCCACGACACCAUCUAUCGCAGCGAGACAGGGUGCAGCGCCGGCGGCAACGACGCGGACAUGGUGACGCUGGCGGUGAGAAUACAAGCGGCGCAUCAGACGCACCGCGUGAAGACGUUCCGGGUGGCGGUCGGCGUGAGGAAUUCCACGCUGAGGCAUCGGAUGUGCUCGAACGCGACCGCCUGGUACACCCAGCUGAUCGAUUGCCUGGACGUGGCCGACCACCCGGUGCCCGGCUACGCGCCGCCGGGCGUCCUCACCGAGCUGCACCUGCACCUGUGGGAGUGCGCGGUCGACUACCGGCCGCUCCACCUGCCGCUCAGGUCCGUGCUGACGCUGGGCAACUUCAGCGUCUCGAGCAACAUCGCCGCGCAGACGAACACGUCGACGCUGCGCUUCAUCGCCGAGGAGGUCGCGCUCUUCGUCUCGGACAAGACGUCGGGCAAGUGCGUCGACCUCAGACGGGACUACGUGUGCGCGGUGAACCUCGGCCUGUUCGAGCUGUCGCUGCGGCUGAACGAGAAGAUGUGCGGCGGCGCGCCGCGCGUCGAUCUCCGCGCGAGCAACAACGUGCUGCACGUGCGCACCUGCUCGGACUCGGGUCGCGCUCUCAUGCAGCUGCUCAACUACAUCGCCAGCGACGGCGACCUGCUCCCGCCAGCAGGCGCCCAGCAGCCGCCGGGUCGCGGCUCGCCCGACGAAGAGAGCCUCGUCGACGUGGAGAGCGUAAACACCCUGAGCAGGAGCCAGGUGGAGCGGGUCUACAGUCUGAUGGAGGACGCGCUCGAGGAGAAGGGGGCAACGGCGGCGCGCAACGUCGACGGCGGGACCCCGAUGACGGAGAAUCGGGUCGAGGUGUUCUUCUUCCCCGACGAGGCGCAGAGCACGGCGCGGAAGAGCGCGGAAGAGCGCGCGAAAACCACCGUCGACACCGUCGAGUCCGACGACGCCGACGAGGAGUUCUGCAUCCUGGGGGAGGAGGCCGGCGUGGGAAUAAUGCCGCGCUGCGGCGUGCCCGAGGUCCGCUGGCUGUGUCAGGAAUCCCUGAGGAUAGUCGACAACCACUUUUACGUGCCGGUCGGCAAAGCGGAUCUGCUGCAGGCUCCGCCCAACUUCCCCGCGCCCGUGCUCAAGUACACCCUCUGCGAGAUGACGCUGAUAUGGCACAUGUACGGCGGCAGGGACUUCGAGGAGGCGGCCUGCCAUCAGAAGCACGUGACCAUCAACGAGAACAACGCGCGUUGCGUCAACCACGGAAGAAGCAGAUCCGCCGUAGGUGGGGUGAGCUUCAGCAAGUCCAGCUCGAACGAGGUGCAUUUCGGCAGCGUGCCGAAUUCACCGUGCGCAACGAGAAGCAGGGAAUCGUUGAUCGACUGGCAGACGCUCGGCGGGCCGGCUCGACGGCACGACGUGCUGAUGGAGCUGCAGCUGAACAAGAUCCGCUUUCAGCACGAGGUCUAUCCGGAGAACACCGCGGAAGCGUCCAGGCAGGUUCUCUUGGUGAACGAGAUCGAAGUGAGGGACCGACUGGCGUCCUCGCGUAUCAACAAAUUCCUUUAUCAGUACAGCAGUGAGGCGAGACCGAGGCAGUCUCACGCCAAUAUGUUUACCAUGAAGGCGGUUCACGUAAGACCGGAUCCCAGAUUAAGCGCUCAAGAGUGUUGUUUGAAACUUAGCCUACUGCCACUGCGACUGAACAUAGACCAGGAUAGCCUACUGUUCUUAAUACAAUUUUUUAACGAACUAGGCGGUGGUGGAUCGAAGCAGAGCCAAGAAAGCACACCCUGCAAUAGCUCGCGAUCCACCCCCGUAUCGAAACAAGGAACACCCACGCGUCAUCCGCCCGUUAUGAGCGUGAAUGAUGAUGCGUCGAUGAACGACGCGAUGAUGAAUAUGUCGCGGAAUGAUAUUAUUGAUCAGAAUUUAUUGAUACUGCUGGAGGACGAACUGACGAUCAAGGAGCACAAGACGAAAGCCAAGACCGUCUACGAGGCGUACGACGACAGCCAGCCGAUAUAUUUCAGGUGCGUUCGAUUGCGCUCGAAACAGUGCCUUGCGAAACAGCCCGUUCUCUCCGUUCGCAGAAGCGUCGUGUUCUCGCCGGAGGUUCUCGUCAAACUCGACUACCAGGGCAAGCGCGUAGACCUCACCCACGGACCGUUGGCCGGCCUGCUGAUGGGCCUGGCGCAAUUGAACUGUUCCGAGUUAAGACUGAAGAGAUUGUCCCACAGAUACGGACUCCUCGGAUACGACAAGCUGCUCGCGUACCUUGCUUCGGAGUGGUUGCAGGACAUCAAGAAGAAUCAACUGCCGGGUUUGCUCAGCGGCGUAGGCCCGAUGUACUCGGUGGUGCAGCUCUUUCAAGGAAUACGCGACCUCUUUUGGCUGCCCAUCGAACAGUACCAAAAGGACGGGAGGAUCGUGCGCGGCUUGCAACGCGGCGCGAACAGCUUCACGACGUCCACCGCGAUGGCGGCCUUGGAACUGACCUCCAGGCUCGUGCACGCGAUACAGAGCACAGCGGAGACCGCCUACGACAUGGUCAGCCCCGGUCCCAGCGUGAGGUACAGUAAGAAUAAAGGGCAGAAAGGCCGUCGAAAGAGGCACGGUCAGCCGUUGGACAUUCGAGAAGGGGUGGCGAACGCCUACAUCUUGGUCAAAGAGGGUCUGGGCGAGACCGCGACGCAGCUGGUCCGUGUGGCGAGCGAGGAGCACCAGCACAAGGGUGUAUCCGGUGCGGUCGGCGGGGUACUGCGACAAAUUCCGCCGACGGUCGUCAAGCCGAUCAUCCUCGCCACCGAGGCAACCAGCAACGUGCUGGGCGGCAUGCGCUCGCAGCUGGUGCCCGAUGCGCGCCGCGAGGCCGUUCAGAAGUGGCGGCAGGACUCCGACGCGAGUUAAUCGAGCGCGCCGCUCUGCUGAGAAAUCUUCGUUACAAUUUCCUCGCGGAAGAAGAGACGCCAAUCUGUACAAUCGGAUCGAUCGAUGGACGCACCGAAGCAGAGGAGGAAAAUACGCGAGUAUCGUCGUUAGGCUCUAAUUACGGACAAUGUUAUAUAUACAAUAUUAACAUAGUGUAAUAUAUUUCUAUUCCGUUGAUUUUCUUGUCUAAACGAUUUGUGUAUGUGUGUGUAUACACGCAUGCAUAUAUAUAUAGAGAGAGAGAAUUGCGUCGCAAAAAAAUACAUUACAAUGCUUGUAUGUAUUUUUAUUUUAAUUAUGCGUGUGCGUUUUAUACCAAUGAUAUGUAUA
Messenger RNA from Dinoponera quadriceps, 7016 nucleotides. It is a transcript of the gene Atg2, whose product is annotated as autophagy-related protein 2 homolog A. NCBI's taxonomy places the organism in Eukaryota, Metazoa, Arthropoda, Insecta, Hymenoptera, Formicidae. Gene Ontology annotation, molecular function: phosphatidylinositol-3-phosphate binding. The coding region runs from base 408 to 6665 and encodes 2085 amino acids. Gene Ontology annotation, cellular component: extrinsic component of membrane; phagophore assembly site. The transcript is spliced from 15 exons. The record is from RefSeq and is a predicted model, not a curated record. Gene Ontology annotation, biological process: reticulophagy; autophagosome assembly; autophagy of mitochondrion.